This is a messenger RNA of Prosopis cineraria, 839 nucleotides long. RefSeq lists its product as uncharacterized. Lineage: Eukaryota; Viridiplantae; Streptophyta; Magnoliopsida; Fabales; Fabaceae. The coding region runs from base 357 to 704 and encodes 115 amino acids. The record is from RefSeq and is a predicted model, not a curated record. The transcript is spliced from 3 exons.
CGUGGGUUUGCCUAGGGAAAGAUUUGAAUGAUCGUGGUCUGUCGGUUGCCGCUUUCGGGGUUAUCGGCACCAUGAGAUGAAUAUUGUGCUUCGUUGGCUGUCAUCCUUUUUUGGGCUGCCUGCAGUGGGUAUUUGGUGAUUCGUGAUGUCAGUUUCGGCGACCACUGUAGUUGUUGUUGGUGUAUUCCCAGUUUGAUUUAUUGUUUUCCUUUGUGGUUUUUUUGCCCCGAUCUCUGCCGCGUGUUUCCUUUCUUUGUGUCCUAGCUCAAGGUGUAGUCCAUGUGUGUUUCCCCUUUCAUGUUCUGGUUUGCUUAGGCUGAUCGUGUGGCGAUUGUGUGGGGUGUUGUUCUUCUGUUAUGGGUGGAUCAAAUGUGGGAGAUGGUUCGGUGUACAACGAUAGUGCCAAUGUUGAAGCCUUGGUUUCAGCGAGGAAGAGAUUCCGUCUUCAGAGCCGCUGUGAUUUCUUCUCUGGCGUGGGGUCCGAGGAAUUGAACGUAAUUGAAGAUGAAUUGAACGUGGAGUAUGUGGGUGUGAAGGCCAUGAUUCAAGUGAGGCUUUGUCAGUGGUACCUGUUGAGGAGCAAGCAAGUGAGUGGUCUGGUUUUCUGUUUGAAUUUGGUUUUUAAUGUUGAAACAUGUUUAGCAUGUUUCGUUUUGCUCUUUAACUUUGCUCUCUCUCUCUCUCUCUCUUUUUUUUUUACCUAAUGUUUUUCCCCUAUCUUGUCUCUUUUGUAUUUUUGUUUUUCAUUUUCUACUUUUUUUUGUUUUUUUUUUUUUAAAAUUCUCAGUGUAGUUUUAUUUGAAUUAUCGUAUCUUAAGUUUUUAAAGUUUGAGCAAAGA